Molecule: messenger RNA, 1787 nt
Organism: Prosopis cineraria
Lineage: Eukaryota; Viridiplantae; Streptophyta; Magnoliopsida; Fabales; Fabaceae
Product: lanC-like protein GCL2
Exons: 6
Coding region: 132-1382 (416 amino acids)
Biological process (GO): peptide modification; carbohydrate metabolic process
Cellular component (GO): plasma membrane
Source: RefSeq, a predicted model, not a curated record
AAAUUCCCAGUCCUCUCGCUAAGUCGCUCUUCUCUCCCGUGGCCUUUGCCGUCCUCAGUCUUCAGUCUUCACUCUUCACUCUUCACUCUUCACUCUUCAUUGAGAAGUCCGGGAACUGGGAACAGUAACGAAUGGCGGAUCGGUUCUUCCCAAACGUGUUGGCCGACUUCGUACCCGAAUCUUCUCCUUCAACCCCUCAAGAACAACAAGACGCAGGUUCCAUCGGUGCCCAAGAUUCGCUCACCAAGCUCCUCGCCAUGCCUUACGCGCCUCUUUCCGAGCGAUUCAAGCGCGCUGCUUUGGACCUCAAAGAAACCAUAGCUGUAGAGACUUGGGGCCUGACUGGGCAGCACAUCCGGGACUUCACCCUUUAUUGCGGGGUUCUUGGCACGGCUUUUCUGCUCUUCAAAUCUUAUCAAGUGACGAACAACAAGAAUGAUCUCAAUCUCUCAUCGCAGAUUGUCAAGGCUUGUGAUUCUGCCUCUCUUGGUUCUAGGGACGCCACUUUUAUCUGUGGACGUGCUGGAGUGUGUGCCCUUGGAGCCGUUGUGGCAAAGCACGUCGGUGAUGAGCAGUCCCUGAGGUACUAUUUGGCUCAGUUUGAGAAGAUUAAGCUGCCAAACAAUCUUCCUGAUGAGUUGCUGUACGGAAGAGUUGGUUUUCUUUGGGCAUGUUUGUUCUUAAACAAGCACCUCGGGCAAGGAACAGUUCCUUCCACUUAUAUUGCUACGGUUGUGGAUGAAAUUAUUAGAAGAGGAAGAGCAUUGGGUAGGCAAGGAAGAUGCCCGCUUAUGUUCGAAUGGUAUGGAGAAAAGUACUGGGGUUCUGCGCAUGGCUUGGCUGGGAUUAUGCAUGUCUUGAUGGAUAUGGAGUUGAAGCCAGAUGAACUUGAGGAUGUGAAGGGCACUCUUAAAUACAUGAUAAAUAAUCGCUUCGCGAGUGGAAACUACCCUGCCAGUGAAGAAGAUAGAAAACGUGACGUACUUGUGCACUGGUGCCAUGGAGCUCCUGGAAUUGCCCUUACUCUUGCUAAAGCAGCCAAGGUUUUUGGAGACACACAAUUUAUGGAUGCAGCUGUGAAUGCAGCUGAGGUGGUUUGGAAUCGAGGUCUGCUAAGACGAGUUGGGCUCUGCCAUGGCAUUAGUGGCAAUGCUUAUGUUUUCCUGUCACUCUACCAGCUAACCGGAAAUGUAGUGUAUUUAUACAGGGGUAAGGCAUUUGCUUGCUUUUUACUUGAUAGAGCUCACAGGCUGAUAUCACAAGGCGAGAUGCAUGGGGGUGAUAGGCCAUACUCAAUGUUUGAAGGGCUUGGAGGCAUGGCAUAUCUCUUUCUAGAUAUGGUUGAUCCUUGCCAAGCUAAAUUUCCAGCCUAUGACCUCUGACAUUCUUGGAACGUACAUGAUAUGGGAGCCACCGAGCCAGGCCUUAUCUGUAACUGCUGUACUUACCGAGAAACGUUAGUGAAAAUAAAAAUGAGAGCCUUGGGUAGGUGACUUUUAAUGAGCCCAGAGCAUAUGAGAGCUAAGAUACAAACCUCAUGGGCUUAUGGCGCUUUCAAUCUUUUUUGGCUUGCAUAUGAUAGCAAUCCUAACAUCCUGUUUUGUCAUCUAGUUUAACAAAUGACAUUUGGAGCUUCACUGCAACUUCAUCUAACAUAGCUACUUAUGAGACCUAUAGUGCCACUUUAGGCACAAGCUUGCAGAAACUCAAUAUUGUUACUUUGUGGAAACUAAUUGCCAAAGCAAAUCGUGAGGUAUGCAAAUAUGGGAUUCUGUCCUUACUGUCAA